Thlaspi arvense is the source of this 1272-nucleotide messenger RNA. NCBI's taxonomy places the organism in Eukaryota, Viridiplantae, Streptophyta, Magnoliopsida, Brassicales, Brassicaceae. The record is from the annotation of a GenBank genome assembly.
AUGGAGAGGGGAAGGAAGGCAAUAAGAAGAAGACGAAGAGAAGAAAUAUGCAAGAGCCACGAAGCUACACGAGAGAAUAUUCCUGUUGAUAUCGUGAUAGAGAUUCUCACGAGACUCCCUCCUAAAUCCCUUAUGAGGUUCAAAUCAGUGUCAAGGCUUUGGUCAUCCGUUAUUUGUUCGCAAUAUUUCACCAACCGUUUCCUAAAAGCUUCAUCGCCGCCGCGUAUAUACUUGUGGCUCGGCUUCGGCAGCAAACGUGUAUUACUAUCGUCGUCGGCUUCUCCUGACUCGGACGGUACUGUUACUAUGUCAUCCUUUGUCGUUGGCCAAGAUUUGACCAUCCCAGCGAUGGAAGGCUACCACGUCUCUCACGUUUUGCGCGGUUUGAUGUGCUGUACAAAUAGAAAAAGUGCGCAGAUAUACAACACUACCACUAGGCAGCUUGUUAUCUUACCCGACAUAGAAGAAUCCAACAUCAUAGCUGAAAAUCACGAGUCUAAGAGGGUCGUGUACCGCAUCGGACACGAUCCUGUUCUUGAUCAGUAUAAGGUGUUUUGCACAGUCUCAAAACGCGGCAGCGACAGAGUUGGUGGAAAGUUAGUAACAUGCAUGCCAGAGCAUUGGGUCUUGCUACUAGGAGAAAGAGAUGUAUCAAGUCGAUGGAGAAAGAUUCCAAGCCGAUGCCCACCACAUCAUGUUUUAAGACAAGGAUUGACUAUCAAUGGGCGUAUGCAUUAUUACCUCGCUUUAUCUCUUCUGUCUUCUUUUGUGCUUGUGAGUUUCGAUAUUAGUUCUGAAGAAAUAUGUAUGCUCCAACCACCUAUAAAUCGGCUUCCUCUAUUUAUUAGUCUUAUAGAAUGCAGUGGAAGAGUAGCUAAUUUAGACCAUCUCGAUCUUGAAGAGAAGGGUGUGAUGAAACUAUGGGUUAUGGAAGAUGCAGGGAAGAAUAGGUGGUCGAGGAAGACGACUUUGGUGUUGCAGCCUUCUGAUAUGCAUAUGGUCAAUAUGCAUAUGGUCGAUAACAUGGGAUUGAGGGUACAAGGUACAACUAGAAACGGUGAGGUUAUCUUUGUUCCUGAAAAUUCAUACGGUACUCGGACCGGCAAGAUUAUCGUCCAACCACAAAAUACAACUCUUUUCUACGUUUUCAUUUACAAUCUAGAAAAGAAUCAUAUGAGAAAAGUUGAUAUCAAAGAAACAUCAAACCGCUAUCUCACCAGAAAAUGGGAUGUUGUUGGAUUUGAUGACACUGAGAACUUGAUGUAUCUCUAA